AUGUGUCUCUUCACCGCGAACCGCUCCCUCCGCAUCCCCCAGCCCCCGCAAAUGGCCAAGACGCUAGGGCACCUACAAGAACUGGGCGUCGAGGUCUACCCGAGCUUCGCUGGGGCCGGUCUCGUGUACAGUCCAGACGGCAAGGCUAUCCUCGGGGUGCGCACGAACGAAGUCGGCCUCGACAGGCGAGGGCGGAUGAAGGACGCGUUCAAACCAAGUAUAGAGCUCCGAUUCCGGGCUACGCUCCUGGCUGAGGGCACGCACGGCUCCUUGUCGAAGGAGGCCAUCCGCCGCUUCGAACUGCGUGAGGGCCGGGAUCUCCAGACGUACAGCCUUGGUAUCAAGGAGCCGCUCGACUUCCACACAUACAGCGACGGGUGGGCAUACCAUCUGACGGACGGACUGGUCGCCCUCGGCUUCAUCGUAGACUUCGACUACCUAAAUCUAUAUCUCAGCCCACACCGCGAGCUCCAGCUCAACUUCCCCGGGAGCGCGCUCAUGGGCUGCUCCGCCGGCUUCGUGGACGUCGCAAAAAUCAAGGGCACGCACAACGCGAUGAAGAGCGGGGUGCUCGCCGCCGAAGCCGCGUUCGACGCGACUUCCGAUGAUGCGCACGCGGACAUGAGCGCGUACGAGACGUCGUUACGCGAGAGCCGGUUGCACGACGGUUUGUAUGAAAUCCGCCCCUCGGUCAAAACCUCCCUCAGCAUCCUCGGCGUCGUCGUCUACUCCCGCAUCGGCACGCUCCUCCUGCGCGGCCGCACCCCCUGGACGUUCCGGAACAAUCUGCAGCUGUCCGGCGCCACGCCCACGAAGCGCGCACCCGGGUGCCAGCCGAUCAAGUACCCGUCCGACCAACCCCUGCUCUCGACUGACCUCCUCACGAGCCUCGCGCUCACUGGUACGAAUUACGCCGAAUACCAGCCCGUACACCUCCGCGUGCGCCGUUACCUGCCCCCAGGCAGCAAAGCCGCCGGCGCGGAAGGCUCAGAGCCCUCUAAGGGCCUCACGACCACGCACUGGACUGCAGACACCUCCGCCUAG
Messenger RNA from Trametes versicolor FP-101664 SS1, 1044 nucleotides. RefSeq lists its product as uncharacterized. The coding region runs from base 1 to 1044 and encodes 347 amino acids. Gene Ontology annotation, biological process: electron transport chain. The transcript is spliced from 4 exons. Gene Ontology annotation, cellular component: mitochondrial inner membrane. The record is from RefSeq and is a predicted model, not a curated record. NCBI's taxonomy places the organism in Eukaryota, Fungi, Basidiomycota, Agaricomycetes, Polyporales, Polyporaceae. Gene Ontology annotation, molecular function: electron-transferring-flavoprotein dehydrogenase activity.